Haemonchus placei is the source of this 525-nucleotide messenger RNA. The record is from the annotation of a GenBank genome assembly. NCBI's taxonomy places the organism in Eukaryota, Metazoa, Nematoda, Chromadorea, Rhabditida, Trichostrongylidae.
UUGGCUCGCAAGUCUUCGAGAAAAGAAUACAGGGCAAAAAAGAUCCAAGAGUACAAUCGUGCGGUGGCCCGUCAAGCCGAGGAGCGUGAGCUUCGUGAACGUCGCGAAAGAGUACGACGUGCGCAGGAGGCGAAUCGCAAGGCGCAAGAGGAAGCCGCAAAGUCAGGAGCUGAUGGAGACUUUGGAGGAAUGCAUGGUGGCGACCCAACUGGUGGUUUGGGUGACAUCUUGGGCGAUCCCGAAAUUAGCGAAGCAAUGAAAGAUCCAGAGGUAAUGGCAGCGUUUAUGGAUAUCAUGCAGAACCCACAAAAUCUGAUGAAGCAUAUGGGCAAUCAGAAAGUGAUGAAACUGAUUGCGAAAAUGAAAGACAUGGGUGGAAUGUUUGGCGGUGCCGGUGCAGCUCCCGGUGGUUGCCCGGCAGGGUCCAAAUGCAGUGAUACGGGCUGUGGCGGUGGUAGCGGAACAGGAGCAGGUGCAGCUUCAUCUGCUCCUCCGCCCAAAGCUCCUGAACCUGACCUCGAUUGA